AUGGCGGAGCGCGUACAGCAGCCCCCGGCCAAGCGGCUCUGCUGUAGACCGGGCUACGGAGCAACAUGUAGGCAAGGCCAGCGGGCCGCGGGGGCGCCGUGCGGCGGCUCGGCUGCCACCCAGGGCGAAUCGAGCCGAACCCAGAGCCCGGAGUCCCUCCUGGACAUCGCGGCGAGGAAAGUCGCGGAGAAGUGGCCGUUUCAGCGGGUAGAGGAGCGCUUCGAGCGGAUCCCGGAGCCCGUCCAGAGGCGGAUCGUGUACUGGUCUUUCCCGAGGAGCGAACGGGAAAUCUGCAUGUACUCGUCGUUCAACACCGGCGGGGAGGAGCUCGGGAGUAGCGGGGAGAGCGGCGACGAGACGCGGCUGCCUUUCCGACGGGGCAUCGCUCUGCUGGAGAGCGGCUGCGUGGACAACGUACUGCAAGUCGGUUUUCAUCUCAGCGGCACAGUAAGGGAACCCGCUACAUCUUCCGAGCCGGAGCUUCUCUGCAACGUGAGCGUCAGCUUUGAUCGCUGCAAAAUCACCGCAGUAACAUGCAGCUGCGGCAACAAGGACAUUUUUUACUGCGCCCAUGUCGUGGCACUCUCGCUGUACAGAGUACGGAAGCCCGAACAGGUCAAACUGCGCCUGCCCAUCUCAGAGACACUUUUCCAAAUGAACAGAGAUCAGCUGCAGAAGUUCGUUCAGUACCUGAUCACGGUGCAUCACACUGAGGUGCUGCCGACGGCGCAAAAGCUAGCGGAUGAAAUACUGUCACAGAACUCCGAGAUCAACCAGGUUCAUGGAGCUCCAGAUCCGACAGCGGGGGCGAGUGUGGACGACGAGAACUGUUGGCAUCUGGACGAGGAGCAAGUCCAGGAACAGGUCAAGCUCUUUCUCUCCCAGGGCGGGUACCAUGGCUCGGGAAAGCAGCUCAACUUACUGUUCAGCAAGGUGAGAGAGAUGCUGAAGAUGAGGGACUCCAACGGCGCUCGCAUGUUAACGCUGAUCACAGAGCAGUUCAUGGGCGACCCCAGACUGGCACUGUGGAGGCAACAGGGGACCACCAUGACUGACAAGUACAGGCAGCUGUGGGAUGAGCUAGGGGCUCUGUGGAUGUGCAUCGUGCUGAACCCCCACUGUAAACCCGAGCAGAAGGGCUUCUGGCUCCGGCAGCUUCGCAGGUGGAACGGCGUGGACGUCUGUCCCUUGGAGGACGGUAACCAUGGCAGCGAGCUGACCAAUCUGACCAACGCUCUGCCCCAGGGCCCUCCCGGCAACCCAGAUUCCCUGACUCGGCCUCACCGGACAGUUUUCACGCGAGCUAUCGAGGCCUGCGACCUGCACUGGCAGGACCCCCACCUGCAGCACAUCAUCACCGAGGACCACUACACCAACUACUGUUACCACGACAACCUCGACAGCUCCCUGUUCGACGCCAGAGGGUGGCCCCUGUGGCACGAGCAUGUGCCCACCGCGUGUGCCCGGGUGGAUGCCCUGAGAUCACAUGGUUACCCCAAGGAAGCACUUAGGCUGGCCAUCGCCAUCGUCAACACGCUACGGAGGCAACAGCAGAAACAGCUGGAGCUCUUCCGUGCUCACAAAAAAGAGCUGCUCCACAGAGGAAUAACAUCAGUCACCAACCUGGAGGGCUGGGUGGGCCACCCCCUGGACCCCAUCGGCACUCUGUUCAGCACCCUCAUGGAGAUGGGGAGAGGCAGCGAAGACGGAGCUGUGCUCGACUUCUCAGGCUCGCUGGGUUCAGGCAGGAGGACGGAGCAUCCUGUUCUUCCUGCGCAGCGUUUCUUGGAGGACGGCGAGUCGUUUGUGUCGCUGGCUGUAGAGACGGCUCUGAUUGGUCUAGGUCAGCAGCGGGUGAUGCCAGACGGACUCUACGCCCAGGAGAAGGUGUGUCGCAACGAAGAGCAGCUGCUGUCCAGGCUUCAAGAGGUCGACUUAGACGACACAUUGGUGAAGAUCUUCCGGAAGCAGGCCGUUUUCCUGCUAGAGGCUGGUCCUUACAGUGGCCUGGGGGAAAUCCUCUACAGAGAAAGUGUCCCCAUGCACACUUUUGCCAAGUAUCUCUUCGCCUCCCUGCUACCUCAUGACGCCGAGCUGGCGUACAGAAUUGCACUGAGGGCCAUGAGGUUGCCGGUGCUGGAGUCCACGGCCCCCUCCGGUGACUUGUCUCGGCCUCACCACAUCGUGUCGGUGGUGCCCAACCGCUACCCUCGCUGGUUCACUCUGAGCCACAUCGAGACACAACAGUGUGAACUUGCCUCUACCAUGCUCACUGCUGCUAAAGGUGAUGCUCGUAAGCUAGAAACAGUGUUAGAGUCCAUCCAGAAGAACAUCCACUCCUCCUCCCACAUCUUCAAACUGGCCCAGGAUGCCUUCAAAAUCGCCACUCUCAUGGACAGCCUGCCGGACAUCACGCUGCUUAAGGUCUCCCUGGAGCUGGGUCUUCAGGUGAUGAGAAUGACCCUGUCCACGUUGAACUGGCGGCGGAGGGAGAUGGUGCGCUGGCUCGUCACCUGUGCUACUGAAGUUGGUGUGUUUGCACUGGACAGCAUCAUGCAGAGUUGGUUCACCCUCUUCACUCCGACCGAAGCGACCAGUGUCGUGGCGAGCACAGUGAUGUCCAACAGCACCAUCGUCCGCCUGCACCUGGACUGCCACCAGCAGGAGAACCUGGCCAACUCCGCCCGCACCCUGGCCCUGCAGUGUGCCAUGAAGGACCCCCAAAACUGUGCCCUCUCAGCUCUGACGCUGUGUGAGAAGGACCACAUUGCCUUCGAAACAGCCUAUCAGAUUGUCCUGGACGCGGCCGCCACAGGAAUGAACUACACGCAGCUGUUUACAAUAGCACGAUACAUGGAGCACCGCGGUUAUCCGAUGAGGGCAUACAAGCUAGCAACGUUAGCCAUGACUCACCUGAACCUCAGCUACAACCAAGACACGCACCCGGCCAUCAAUGACGUGCUCUGGGCGUGUGCGCUCAGCCACUCACUGGGGAAAAACGAACUGGCUGCCGUCAUCCCCCUGGUGGUGAAGAGUGUCAAGUGUGCCACCGUCUUGUCAGACAUUUUGCGACGGUGCACGCUGACGACGCCGGGCAUGGUGGCGCUGCACAGUCGCAGGAACUCUGGAAAGCUGAUGUCUCUGGACAAAGCUCCACUCAGGCAGCUACUGGACGCCACGAUCGGGGCCUACAUCAACACGACGCACUCAAGGCUGACACACAUCAGCCCUCGCCACUACAGCGAGUUCAUCGAGUUCCUCAGUAAAGCCAGAGAGACGUUCUUCAUGGCGCACGACGGACACAUCCAGUUCACACAGUUCAUAGACAACCUGAAACAAAUUUACAAGGGCAAGAAAAAGCUCAUGAUGCUCGUAAGAGAGAGAUUUGGUUAAAAGACAAUCGUGUGACCAAAUCGCCAUUUUUUUUUUUUUUUUACUUGAGUCUCCUUUUUUAUCCUUUCUAACUUGAAGUGAAAAUCCACCUAAAACAACAUCCAUGUGAAUCUUAUUCUUGUGAUUUGGGACUGAUGAUGUGGAACACAGUUUCCUAAAGGCAAAUAAUUAAAUGAAAAGACUGUGAUGUGAAAGCAUACCAAGCAUGAGCACAGAGAGAGUCUAGUGUCGGACAGCCCAAACUAAAAGUGUGAAACAUGUUUUAGAGCAAAUUUUCUCCUAAAGUUGACAAGUUUGAAACUGAAAAAAAAGACUGUAAACGAUAAAGGCGAUGUCUGGGGCCAGAUGUGUCACGCGUGUGGAUCGAGACUAAAACAGAGUGCAGGUACAUUUUUGGGGGGCAGAUUUAUGAAGCUGUUUACCAUGCAGGGGCAUUAAAAGAAAAGCCUGACUCACGUAGUUCAUAUCGAUAAUUCAAGAGAAGCUCCAACUGUAGCCACAGCCGCUAAUGGCUAACAGCUAAUGGAAAUACUGUGGAUGUGACUGUGACAAACUGAAUACUUAAAUUUUAGUACAUGUGUUUGUUACUUUGGUUGAAACACUCCCACUGGGUUUGAUGCUGAGCCUUCCAUUAGACAAGACGGGCGUUCAGUAACAGCUUCACACCCGGAUGUGAAGCUACAACCAUGGUCUUGAUCACAACAAUAACCCACAGCUGUGUCUGCCAGUCAUGACAGUUCGCGUCGGCUAUUUAUCGAGCUUUAGACAAAUUACCUUCAACAAUGAUGUGUACCUUUCAGGCUGCUACUAAUGAUUAUUUUUGAUUGAUCACAAUCGUUUGGUCAAUGAAACAUUUUUAAAAAUGUGUACAAACACAGAGUAACAUCCCUAAAUGUCUUAUUUUGGCCACUGAAAGUCCAAAACCCAAAAAUAUUUAGGACACAGAUAAGCAACAAAUUCUCCCAUUUGAGGCUUUAAACCAGCUAGUGUUCUGCAUCUGUUUUCUGGUUCAAUUGUUACAAGUUAUUAUUUGAUUCUUAAAAAUAGUUUCUUUUUCUAUUGCUCAACCAAUAAGUCACAUGACUAAUGAUUGCAGCUGUACUUAUAUUUAUGUUACUUUGGGCUAAAGUAUAUUGACAAUAUUAUGACUAAGGCCAUGUCUGCACUGACAUAGAUCAUUUUGUGAAAAUGAGAAAAUUAAGUUUGUAAAUACUUCAUUAAUAAACAAAAAAUAAGCAGAACUUUAACUAGCUAUUUUGACAAUUGAGUCAAUUUUUAGAUGAGAAGAUGCCAAAAAUCUGUUUUCUGCUCCUUAAAUGGGAAAAUUAGUCAAAACAGUUCAGUGAAGUGAAUAUCUGUGUGGGUUUUCACUGUUUGCGCCGACAGAACGAAUCCUUUUUUUUGCCAAAACUAUAAUAGUUUGUAUUAGCCCUGAAAAUAUAUUUUACUUUUUGAUUGUGUGUGUCGCUUAUAUUUAAUCUGCUUCCCAUUUCAGUCACAUCUGUGUGUAUCUGUGUACACUCUGUGUGGCGAAUACUCGUUUUUUGUGCGUACACAUCACUUGAUACAUCUGGCCCUGGGUAUUGAUUUGUAUAAAAUGGUAAAGUUCGCAGGAGAGGACUGUCAGUUCGUGGAUGUCUGUGUGUUUUUCCCUUUACAUGUAUGACAGCGAGAGAGUUGUACGCUGACUGUAUCCUGUAUUGUCCAGUGGCGAAAUGUCUACCUUGCACUCCUCUUACUUCCCUCAGCUCACAGCCUCAAAGAGAAGUCAAAUGGCUUUAAACCAAAUGGAGCAACUCCAUCUGAAGUGACGAGUACCUCUUUUUAAGGAUCCAGCUUUACUCUUCCCCCCGCAGGCCUCCUCGCCCAUCUGCUCGAGAAAAACUCCAAAUCCGCCAUCAGAAUUCAUAUUACUGAGUUAUUUUCUGCCAUCUUCAGGCUGAUUGUUUUGGCUUUGCAGUGUUGUCUCAAAUGUUCAGUAUGCUCAUUUUAAACCGUCACAGCGCUCGCUCUUGUGGAAACUGUCAACAUACAUUCUCAGGGAUUUCUCUAAAAAAAAGCCGAUGAAAAAGAAGAAGAAAAAAAGAGAACAAAAGCAUUUUAUCGUCCUGUAUAUAUGAAAGUAUAUGUCUGAAUAUGAAAAAAUGUAUAUGUUAACUAAUUUAUGACAGAAUAUUCUAUGUAAGGCACAAUACUUGAAGCUGCAGUACUUUUGGUUUUUGAAACAAACAUGAAAAAAAAAAAACAUAUCAGUAAGACUUCAAAAAUGUUCGCCUUGCAUUGCGUCAGGGGCCGGUCUGAACGCUAACACGCUGCAGACAUGUGAUGAACUGCAGAGACGGCCGGCUGUAAGACAGAAGUGGACACAAAACACAGAAGUGUAUUGAGAGACGACUGUGGCGGCAGAGCGGCAGCGACGUACAGCUGCUGCAGAAACCUGCCUUCACAUCAGCGUCUGCCGCGACUCACUCACAGGCCGAAGCUGGUUCACGUCCAUGCCUCCUCUUCUCACAUCUCGACUUUGUGCAGGACAGAAAGUUGCUCUAAACUGUAGGUCUCGACUGUUUUUUUUUAACGCUCUUUGUGUGUUUAAUUUCUCUUCCUCUUAAACUGAUUUCGUUUCUCUCUAGAAUUCCUCACACGAGAACAGCCUUCUUUCUUGCCUUGUCUUAAUGCUUUAAAAUAACCAAAUGGGAGUUCUAACUACCAAACUCUUUUCAUACGCCAACUGACUUUGGUUGCAGCCUUUUAGUGUCUUUAAUUUGUAGCUGACUGGCUCUGUGUUCUGUGCUUUAAAAGCUCAUCUCAUCUGUUCUUCAGUGUCGUCUCUUAGAGGUCUGUUAGUAGCUCCUUUGUUUAGAAACGAAUGAUGCUCCCUUUUAUUUAUUACUUUAGGUGAAUGAUUGUACAACCAUGUCGACAUGCUCAUGAAGUUGAAACUAAGAUUUGAUACACUGAUCGAUUUAUUUAUGUAACUAAAUCACUGUUUUAUAAACUUGUUAAUGAAUCAACACUUUGUUUUGAGUAAAUUAGUUUUUUGAGAGGAA
Molecule: messenger RNA, 6440 nt
Organism: Stegastes partitus (bicolor damselfish)
Lineage: Eukaryota; Metazoa; Chordata; Actinopteri; Pomacentridae
Product: zinc finger SWIM domain-containing protein 6
Exons: 14
Coding region: 1-3393 (1130 amino acids)
Cellular component (GO): Cul2-RING ubiquitin ligase complex
Molecular function (GO): zinc ion binding
Source: RefSeq, a predicted model, not a curated record